This is a messenger RNA of Morus notabilis, 3009 nucleotides long. RefSeq names its product eukaryotic translation initiation factor 3 subunit A. Gene Ontology annotation, cellular component: multi-eIF complex; eukaryotic translation initiation factor 3 complex, eIF3m; eukaryotic translation initiation factor 3 complex, eIF3e. The record is from RefSeq and is a predicted model, not a curated record. The coding region runs from base 110 to 2722 and encodes 870 amino acids. The transcript is spliced from 14 exons. Gene Ontology annotation, molecular function: translation initiation factor activity; mRNA binding. Gene Ontology annotation, biological process: translation reinitiation; formation of cytoplasmic translation initiation complex. Lineage: Eukaryota; Viridiplantae; Streptophyta; Magnoliopsida; Rosales; Moraceae.
CUCUCUCUCACAUUCUGCACGAUACGGUUGUGCCUUGUUCUCCAGCGCCUUAGGUGAGUAUUGAAUUAUUAUCUGCUGUGUUUUGGGAGCUGAGAAUUUGAUUGGAGAGAUGUCGACCUUUGCCAAACCUGAAAACGCUUUGAAGCGAGCCGAAGAGUUAAUCAAUGUUGGGCAGAAGCAGGAUGCAUUGCAAGCUCUUCACGAUCUUAUAACAUCAAAGAGAUAUCGAGCAUGGCAAAAGCCACUGGAAAGGAUUAUGUUUAAAUACGUAGAGCUUUGUGUUGACUUACGGAGGGGCAGAUUUGCAAAGGAUGGUCUGAUUCAGUUCCGUAUUAUAUGUCAACAAGUGAAUGUUAGUUCCCUGGAAGAGGUGAUUAAGCACUUCAUGCAUCUGUCUACUGAGAAAGCCGAGCAGGCUCGCAGUCAGGCAGAGGCCUUGGAAGAAGCACUUGAUGUUGAUGAUCUCGAAGCAGAUAAAAGGCCAGAAGAUCUAAUGCUAAGUUACGUCAGCGGGGAGAAGGGAAAAGAUAGAUCUGAUCGCGAACUUGUUACACCUUGGUUCAAGUUUUUGUGGGAAACCUAUAGAACGGUGCUAGAAAUUUUAAGGAAUAACUCAAAGCUGGAGGCACUUUAUGCGAUGACAGCACACCGAGCUUUCCAGUUCUGCAAGCAAUACAAGCGAACAACAGAGUUUCGCAGGUUGUGUGAAAUCAUCAGGAACCAUUUAGCCAAUCUUAACAAGUACAGAGACCAAAGGGACAGACCUGAUCUGUCAGCACCAGAAAGCUUGCAACUGUAUCUCGAUACAAGAUUUGAGCAGCUAAAGAUUGCUACUGAACUCGAGCUCUGGCAGCGCAACUUGAGGAUGGCAAAUCUUAUAGGGUUCAAUCUUGACCCUAAGCUUGAGAGAGGAGAAGUGCUUUUACGGGCGUCUCUGCUAUCAGAACUGGCUGCGAAGGGGGUAUUAAGCUGUGCAACCCAGGAAGUAAAGGAUCUUUACCAUCUUCUAGAGCAUGAAUUUCUGCCUCUAGAUCUUGCAUUAAAGAUACAACCAUUGUUGACCAAGAUUUCAAAAGUUGGGGGUAAGCUUUCUUCCGCUUCGUCUGUUCCAGAGGUGAAACUUUCUCAAUAUGUUCCUGCCCUGGAAAAGCUUGCUACUCUGAGGUUACUUCAGCAGGUUUCUCAGGUGUAUCAGACAAUGAAAAUUGAGUGUUUAUCUCAAAUGAUUCCGUUUUAUGAUUUUUCUGUUGUCGAGAAGAUUUCAGUGGAUGCUUUUAAGCAUAACUUUAUUGCCAUGAAAGUUGAUCACAUGAAGGGUGUCGUACUGUUUGGUAAUUUGGGUAUUGAAUCUGAUACACUUCGUGAUCACUUGACUAUUCUUGCCGAGUCUUUAAAUAAAGCAAGGGCCAUGAUAUAUCCUGCUGCAAAGAGAUCAUCAAAAUUGGGGGAGGUGCUACCUUCUCUAGCAGAAAUCGUGGAUAAAGAACACAAAAGGCUUCUUGCUCGGAAAUCAAUCAUUGAGAAAAGGAAGGAAGAACAUGAACGUCAGCUAUUGCAAAAUGAACGUGAAGAAGAAGUCAAGAGGAUGAGAGAGCAGAAGUUAGCUGAGGAGGCAGAGAGGCAGAGGCUUUUAGCUGAAGUUGAGAUGCGGAACAGAGAACGGGUUUUGAAUGAAAUAAAGGAGCGGGAGAAGGAAGAAGCGGCUCAGCUUCGGAUACAGCACAUAAAGCUUAAGAAUAGAACUGAUCUAGAGAAUAUGGGAAAGAAAGAUUUGUUAGAGUUGGCCCUGCAGGAACAGGUUAGGGAGAGACAGGAAAUGGAAAAGAAACUGCAAAAACUCGCUAAAACAAUGGAUUAUUUGGAAAGAGCAAAAAGAGAAGAGUCUGCUCCCUUGAUUGAAGCUGCUUUUCAGCAACGCCUGGUGGAAGAGAGAAUACUUAAUGAACGUGAACAACAGCUGGAAAUUGAGCUGAGCCAACAGCGACAUGAAGGGGACUUGAAGGAGAAGAAUAGACUGUCACGUAUGGUUGACAAUAAGAUGAUAUUUCAAGAGAGGGUGAUGAGCCGCAGGCAAGCAGAAUUUGACAGAAGAAGAGUUGAGAGAGAGGAGCAAAUUAACCAGCUGAUUCAGGCUCGGAAGCAGGAGAGAGAGGCCUUGAGAAAGAAAAUAUUCUAUGUGAGGUCUGAAGAAGAAAGACAAAGAAAGCUUCGUGAAGAGGAGGAAGCCCGCAAGUGGGAAGAGGCUGAGAGGAGAAAGAAGGAAGAAGCUGAACGGAAGGCGAAAUUAGAUGAGAUUGCUGAGAAGCAACGGCAGAGAGAGCGGGAACUUGAAGAGAAGGAAAGGCUGAGGAGAGAAGCACUCUUGGGGAGAUCUCCAGAGGCAAUUUCUAAGCCUGCCGAGCUUCCUUCUGGCGCUCAUCCAAGUGAGCCAGUUCCUGCUCCUGCUGAUGCUGCUGCCGCCAUCCCAGCAGCCACUAAUGGUGGUGCAGCAUCACCACCACCCUCCACUGGAAAAUACGUGCCUAGGUUCCGCCUGCAAAACCCUGAAGGCUCUGCACAGGCUCCAACUCCAGAACCAGAUCGCUGGGGCAGGCACGAUAAUCGGCCUUCGCAGCCUUCCAGCGACAGGUGGCGUAGUAGUGAUGACCGGAGGCCUUCAUUCAGCUCUGGUAGGUCAUCCUGGUCCUCAUCUAAAAACCCACCUCGUGGCUCAGAACGUUGAUCAUAGGAUGAGAAGGCUUUGGUUGUUUUCUUGAAGGCGGGCCAAUUUUGACUGUGAUCAAGCUGUUUGAACUGCUGCUGGACCCAAGACAGAAAUCAAAUUUGUAGACGUGGUUAAGCUAUUAUUAACUUUUUUUAUUUAAUGUUUUUUUCUUUUCUCCUUUUGGUGAUCUUCCCCCUGGUUUUGCUUUUCAUCGUGCAAGUGAUAUCUCUUGGAGACUAUUGUAACCUUUGAGGAUUGACCAAGUUGUUAUUAUUCUAUUUUAAUAACUCAGAUGUUUUUCCCCA